UUUGUUUCACGGUUUCUUUUCAGACACAUGGAAACAUGGAUUUCUAAACUCUUCUUAAACAAAAAGGAGGACACCAGAAAAAUGGAGCCGCAAGCAAAACGGCAGAAAGUCUCGGAGUUUGACACCAACUCCUGGGCGGCUUAUCCCGUGCUGUCAGAUGAGCAGUCACAAGACGUGGAGCUGACGGCCGUGAUUGCAGCACCCAUCAUCAACAAGAAGGAGACGUCUCGACUGGUCAGCCAGCUCAACAGCCUCUACCCGCUGCCCGGCCUGCAGCACGUCAAGAGGGUGCGGCCGUGCAAGGACAAGGACAGCCCUCACCCUCUGGAGGUCCUGCUGUGCCUCGCGGGCGAGACGUCGGACACUAACGGUAUCAGCAUCGACUCGCUGUUGCCCGCAGAUGGACUCCGACGUGACAGCUUAGGGAAGCCUUUUGUGGUCCGCGUCCCUGCUCGUCCUCCGUUGACCCGACCCCAGUUUGAGCUGGCGAGCAAACACUGGCCCACGGCCUUUCACGAAGACAAGCAGGUGACUGUGGCCCUGAUGGGGGCGCUCUUCAGCCCCGCACAGAAAGCCAGGAUGCACUUUUACAUGCAGACUGCGGCGACUGCUGCUGCAGCAGGGAAGGAGUUGGGAAUGGAGGCGGUGGGGGCCGUUGUGGUCGACCCAACAGUGGAGAGAAUUAUGGCAGUGGGUCACGACUGUCGAGGCGACCAUCCGCUUCAUCACGCGGUCAUGGUCUGCAUUGACCUCGUGUCUCGGAGUCAGAAUGGAGGGUGUUUCUGUUUCGACAGAUACCCCGCCUGCCGCUUUACGCCAUCCAGCGGCGUAUCGGACUCGGGCACUCAGCCGUAUAUAUGUACCGGGUAUGACCUCUAUGUGACCAGAGAGCCUUGUGUCAUGUGUGCUAUGGCGCUGGUCCACUCCCGGAUAGGCCGCGUCUUCUACGGCGCCGCCUCCGCUGAUGGAGCUUUAGGGACCAAAUAUAAAAUUCACACUCAGAAAGAUUUGAACCAUCGCUUUGCAGUUUUCAGAGGAGUUUUAAGUCAACAAUGUGAAGCUCUGACGGGGUUCAGAGAAAAACGAGGAGAUUUAACACAAUGUCAUGUCUGACCAGUGGGUCUGGAACCAGCUAAUUCUGUCAUCACAACUUUAUCUACAAGGAAAUGGCAUUUUAAAGUUUUUAUGUUAAAAUAUUUUAUUCAUGUUUUGAUUGGUACAUUAAGAGCGUGUACCUACAGGUGUGGUCAGAAAUUUACAUACACCCAUUGGCAUGAAUGUCACGCCAACCUUGGGUUUCAGUGAUUCCUUUAUUUUUUUUGGGGGGGGGGGGGGGGGGGCAGAAUGACUUUACAACAUAGAUUUUUUUAUUAAAAAGGAAUUAUGUUUUUGUCCACUAGCGUUUAUUAUCUAAAUUAAACGUACAGUCUUUUAAUCUGUUAACUGAGUGGUGCUGAACAGUACAAUCAGAACAUUGAAGGGAAAAUGAUCAAUUAUUCACUUCAACAGCAGAAGCCUGUAUGCAGACUUUGUCCUUUGAUCAGCAACGUCCUGACACAUUACAGCUUUGUUAUGUGUAAAACUCUUACAUAUUGUAAAGAAUAUUUACACAAAUUUUCACAACCAUUCAACAGAAUUGCCAUGUUGGAAACACGGAUCAACAUGGAAAAAAGGGAUGGAUUUUGAGUUGGAGGGUUAUGAGCUCAGGUAUAAGAGAGUAAAUAAGAGCAGAGGCUGGGUAACCAUAGAUGUGGAUAGUAAUUAGAAUUUUAGGGUAUUUUAAAGGAUCAUGGCUGUGGGUGAUAAUCUGAGCACACAGUGGGGGAUGUUAAUCACCUGCACCCUUUGAUUCCACAAACAUCACAGCAUUCAUUCAUAAAAUCAAUGUCAACAAACCUUCCUUCACCAAAAAGGUACCUAAAAAUGCUGAACUGCACAUCCUGAGCCAACACCCAUUCCACACCUCUCAUCUUUGCCAGAAUUCACUGGAAUGAAAUCAGAGCUGUAUACAUGUAGUUUACUGAAUAUGUAGGCUGCUGUGUUUGUGCAGCAACUGCAAGACUGUCUUUUAAGAUCACAUCAAAUAAAAAGAAACACCUUCCAGUUCUCCAGUGAGAAUUUGGACUCAUUUAUGUUGCAUUACUGCCAUCUUCUGGUUUCAGUAAGAACUGCAUUAUAUUUUGUAUGCAUGUUAUGAUUUUUUUUAAAUGUACUAAAACAAAUUUUAAUAAGACGCUCGUAGGAUCCAAACCUAGUGAAUAGCAGUCCAGCAUUCAGAGAUUGAGGGAGAGUAGCGCCACCUAGAGUAGAACCUGGCUGUCCUAACUUUGUACCUGAGAAUUGUCUGCAGAACCUAUUAAAUCUCUUAAUCAUUAACAGAAUCAACAGUUAUAUUCGUUGUUACACUCCAUAUGCCGAUGCAGCUAUUAAGCAAAACCAGCAUUUUUAUUAUGUUUUCUAUCAUAAUUCCAUUUUUUUUUCUUUUUUAAACACCAACUGCAAAAGUGAUGAUUUAUGUAAUAUAUUAGAAUAUAUUAAUACAAUUUUUAGUUUGUCCAUUUACUCCUUUGUGAUUGUGUAGACAAAACAUAAAAAUAUUUAUAUCAAAAAUUCUACCAAAAGUUCUGGCAGAUGAGUCCCUACAACACAAGGUCAAUUUAGGUUGUUCCUCAGCUACUGACAAUGUGAACAUGACAUCACAAAACUGACCCCUAAUGGCUUGUGAUAAUGCUUCCUGAUAGUUUGCAAAAUAAUAAAUGCAAUAGUAAUAAUAAUUAUAACAAUACUCAUCAUUGUUAAUGCACAUUAAUCAUGUAUGAGUCAAUAUUUGUGUAUAUACACAUAAAUGAAAAGCGUCACACACAUUUCAAUGAAUGUAAACAUGCUGCGUUAGUUUUACUCAUCCAUAGUUAAAAUACUCCGACCCGUGCAUUUCUUGCAUAAAGCAAAUAAUUAACUAAUAGUUCUGUUUCUUCUUUCUCUGUAUUUGCCUUAACUUUAGUUCGUCUCUGUUCCUUCCAUCUGAAGGGAAACGAUACCCAAGUGAAGCAGCGCUUUCAGGGCACAAAGAUUUUUAAUAAGAUUAGAAACAAAGUGUAUUUAUAAGCUACAGCCACACAAAGCAGAACUUGCUGCUUUGCUCAAAGCAAAAGAUGAUCAUCUAAAGUUACAUGAAUAUAAUGUGAAGACUUACUGUACAUCUGUCAAUUUCCUUUCUACACACAGGACAAAACUCAAGGAAAAUGUCUGCCAUAAAUCGACUAAAUGAGUAAUGGUUCACAUACUGAAGAAAUCAUGCAAAUAUCAGAAAGGGGGGGGGUGUCAUUUCAUUCUUCACU
Thalassophryne amazonica is the source of this 3338-nucleotide messenger RNA. RefSeq names its product adenosine deaminase tRNA specific 3 (gene adat3). Gene Ontology annotation, cellular component: cytoplasm; nucleus. Gene Ontology annotation, molecular function: tRNA-specific adenosine-34 deaminase activity. NCBI's taxonomy places the organism in Eukaryota, Metazoa, Chordata, Actinopteri, Batrachoidiformes, Batrachoididae. Bases 28 to 1113 code for a protein of 361 amino acids. The record is from RefSeq and is a predicted model, not a curated record. The transcript has 2 exons.